GCUAGUCAUAAAAGUAGCCUAGAAAUUGUUAUAAAAUGUGAUAUUAGUAGCAUUUGCAUACUGUAAAUUUAUAUUUGUACCCUAUGACUAAUGAUUGAAUACUGCUGUCUAAUUUGUGUGAUUUUGUCAUAAGAGUCGCAUAUCAAAUCAAUUGCAACCAAACAUUUGACUCAAGGUAGAGUGGCCAUCAAUUUAAACUUGAGAUAAAAUUUAAUAUACUUAUCGAAGAAACUUGAAGUACAGAGCAACUUGAAAAUGACUUUUCUCUGCUGUUUCCAGGUUUCUCUGCUGCAAAAUAUGGAUUACCUAGUCUGUGGAAAGAUUGCCAAAGUUGAGCUCAUGAGGGUAGAUGACAUCUCAAAAUCCGAAUCAAUAAUCUAUUCACAGAUCGAGAGAAAGAAGCAAGAAGAUGGAUUUGCAGAACUUCAAUUGACAACAGAUAACAUCAAACAGGAGCCAAUAACCUCAGAGGAAACCCCAACUACUACGCAGAUUGAAAUUGUGAAACAUGAGAGUCCAUUUGAACAAAUUGACAUUGAAAUGAAGAAUGAACCUUCUCAUAGCAGUACAGCUAUUCAUCAGAUCAAGAGAGAGAAGCAAGAAGAUGGAUUUGCAGAACUUCAAUUGACAACAAAUAACAUCAAACAGGAGCCAAUAACCUCAGAGGAAGCCCCAACUACUACUCAGAUUGAAAUUGUGAAACAUGAGAGUCCAUUUGAACAAAUUGACAUUGAAAUGAAGAAUGAACCUUCUCAUAGCAAUACAGCUAUUCAUCAGAUUGAAAUUGUGAAACAUGAGAGUCCAUUUGAACAAAUUGACAUUGAAAUGAAGAAUGAACAUUCUCAUAGCAAUACAGCUAUUCAUCAGAUCAAGAGAGAGAAGCAAGAAGAUGGAUUUGCAGAACAUCAAUUGACAACAAAUAACAUCAAACAGGAGCCAAUAACCUCAGAGGAAGCCCCAACUACUACUCAGAUUGAAAUUGUGAAACAUAAGAGUCCAUUUGAACAAAUUGACAUUGAAAUGAAGAAUGAACCUUCUCAUAGCAAUACAGCUAUUCAUCAGAUCAAGAGAGAGAAGCAAGAAGAUGGAUUUGCAGAACAUCAAUUGACAACAAAUAACAUCAAACAGGAGCCAAUAACCUCAGAGGAAACCCCAACUACUACUCAGAUCAAGAGAGAGAAGCAAGAAGAUGGAUUUGCAGAACUUCAAUUGACAACAAAUAACAUCAAACAGGAGCCAAUAACCUCAGAGGAAUCCCCAACUACUACUCAGAUUGAAAUUGUGAAACAUGAGAGUCCAUUUGAACAAAUUGACAUUGAAAUGAAGAAUGAACCUUCUCAUAGCAGUACAGCUAUUCAUCAGAUCAAGAGAGAGAAGCAAGAAGAUGGAUUCGCAGAACUUCAAUUGACAACAAAUAACAUCAAACAGGAGCCAAUAACCUCAGAGGAAUCCCCAACUACUACUCAGAUGGCGACAGUUGCAGUAGAUAGCAGCCAAGAACCAGCGCCAGAGUGCAGCACUGCAUUCGCUCCAACCGAUAAUGACUUCAGCCAACAACAUUAUUUAAUCCCUGGCUACAAUCUAAUAUUCAUCAAAGAAGAAGAUUCCCAAGAUGGAGAAGACAUUUCAGAAGAAGUUGACUUUGGCGCAGUGAAGAGUGAAGCAGAGAUGUGGCCUUCUAUCAGCGGCACUGCCAAUGCAACAGAAGUGGGUGGACUGGAUGCACAUUCAAUCUCUCCAGUGGAAAAGUGCACUGAGCCAACUGUGGCUGGCAAAGAGACCAAGCUCUACAACUGUGCCGACUGCAGCUAUGAAACAACACGGAUUGCUGCUUUGAAGAGACACAUUAGAACACACACUGGGGAAAAACCAUUCAGUUGCGAUUUAUGUGAUUAUAAAUGUACCACUUUAGGCAACAUGAAAAUACAUAUCAGAUCACAUACAGGUGACAAACCAUUUAGUUGCGAAUUUUGUGACUACAAAUGUGCUCAAUCAUGUUAUUUGAAGAAACACAUCAGAACACAUACAGGUGAAAAACCAUUUAGUUGCGAAUUUUGUGAUCACAAAUGUGCUCAUUUAACUGAUUUGAAGAAACACAUUAGAACACAUACAGGUGUAAAACCAUUCAGUUGCGAAUUUUGUGACUACAAAUGUGCAUCUUCAGGCUGUUUGAAAAAACAUAUCAGAACACAUACAGAUGAAAAACCAUUUAGUUGCGAAUUUUGUGACUACAAAUGUGCUACUUCAAGUUCUUUGAAGAGACACAUCAGAACACACACUGGUGAAAAACCAUUUAGUUGCGAAUUUUGUGACUACAAAUGUGCUACUUCAAGUUCUUUGAAGAGACACAUCAGAACACACACUGGUGAAAAACCAUUCAGUUGCGAAUUUUGUGACUACAAAUGUGCUCAAUCAGGUGCUUUGAAGAGACACAUCAGAACACAUACAGGUGAAAAACCAUUUAGUUGCGAAUUUUGUGACUACAAAUGUGCUAUUUCAGCCAAUUUGAAGAAACAUAUCAGAACACAUACAGGUGAGAAACCAUUUAGUUGCGAAUUUUGUGACUACAAAUGUGCUCAAUCAGGUGCUUUGAAGAGACAUAUCAGACUGAAACACACUGGGGAAAAAGCCUGUGUGAAGAAAUAAUUCUGAGAUAAAUGUUACUUAAUGUGCUGAUUCAUGUACUUAUAAGGCACAUAAUAUUAGAAGGCAAAGCGUUGAAAAAUAAUAGUAUAAUAGUUCUAUUGACAUUGUUUUGUUUCGCAAUUGAGAUUUGUGUGAUUGGUGUCAGAUUCUCGUGCGCUUAAUCAUUUAGUGUAACUUAAUUGAGUAAAUUUCAAUUCAGUACAUUUUUCCGUACUGACUAGGAUGACAUGAAGGUUUAGCACUUAGCAGAUUGAAACAUCAAUUGGGAUUAAUGAGUGCAAUUUUAUGCAAGUUGAGUCUAUGUCUUUAUCCAUCUGCCAGAUUUACUUUUCUCUCCUCAUAUUAACUUAUCCAGAAAUAUUAAUUUGCAGAAAUCAAAGCAACAAGUUGGUGAGUUUCUAAUGCUUUAUCCUUAAAACUUGGUCUUGCAAGGAGCUCUCCCACUCUCGUUAAAUGUAAAGAAUAUUCAUGCCUCUUCAAUUGUAAAUUCGUAAAAUUCAAAGCAAUCUACACAUAAUAUUUUUCCAAAUUUAAAUUAUUUAUUUGCAGUUUUAUUCGUUUACAAUAUGAAUUUCUGCAUUGUUACAAUAAAUCUACAUUUAUUCAAUUAUAUAAAUCACAAAUUUAUAAAAUACAUAAUAAGACACUAAAUAAGUUUAGUAACUAUUAUAAAGCUACUAUUGUUUCAUUUGAUUCCAAUCAAGCCUUGUGUCUAGAUAGGUAGGAGUUGGAUCCGAGGGAGGAAAGCGGUAAAAAAAAUAAAAACAUCAAAAGUCAUCCAUCUUAAAACUCGAGAACCGGGAAAUAAGCUCUAUUUGUCAAUACUUUGAGAUAUUCUUCUUAAAUUGAAAUUUUGAAUUAAAAACUUUAGUUUCGCUUGGAAAAUUGUAAGUACAUAAUAUAGUACCUUGUCUUCUAUGGGAGAACAUACGGUAGUCUACCUGAUAUUCUUCGAGAUACCAAUGAGCCUCACAACUGUUAUAUGUCAGCCAAGUCCGCCAGUUUAUAGUGUUCUUGUGGAAUCAUGUUUAAUCUGAAUAGUCCGUAUCAGACUCACUGUCAUAUGUUGAGUGUUUAAGUUGUAGAUUGCUAGUAAAUCGAUAAUAAUUAUCCAUUCAAUCUCACAACCCAGAAAGAUUGUCUUGUUGGGAGAUUCAUACAUGAAUCAAGGUUUCUUUUUUCUCUGAGAAGUGGUUUUAAUGAGAAUUAUCAUCCAUUCAUUGAUUGUGUUGACAAAUUAAUAUUAUUAAUCACCCGAGAAAUGUUCUUCUUUAUUAAUUUGUACAUCAUGUACUAGUUUAUACAGGACAAAAUGUCAGAGGUUGUCUGGUAUAGCUCAGCUGGUAGAGCUGUCUCCUCAAAUGUGAAAAGAUCCAUUCUGAUGAUCUCAUCUUCAUAACAAUUAAAUUUUCUUUAAAUUACCACCUCUUCAACAACAAAACAACAAUAUUGUCUUUGCAAAACCCUUUGAACUGCUAUGCUCCAUAUUAUGAUGUUAUUGUUGUUAAUAUGGCUGCGUUGAUUAAUUCAAAAGCCUCCUGGCAUAUUAUAGAUUUUAUUAUUUAUUUAGAAUAAGAUGGGAUACAACUUGAGAGGGACUAAUUGAUUUUAUUUUAUGGACUGUUGAGAGUUCUAUCCUUUCGAAUAUCAAUUUUGUAUUGUAUCACAAACAGUUAUAAUUCACUAGAGAUUCAUUAUAUUAAUAUUAUUAUUUAGAUUAGCCUAUCAAUAGUUUUUAGCAAUCUCUUGUAAGAUAAACUUCUUGUUAAUAGAUAUUCUAUCUUUGAGGAAUAUUCUAUACAUUUCUCCUGUCUUCCAUCAUUAUUUACUUCAAUUUAUCAACUUUCAAUAAAUUCUCGAAAUCGUCAUCCUAGCCUACAAUUUUGAUAUUUCCAGCUUCUAGGUGUGGAACUCCUAUUCCCCCACAGGUAUCUGUGGUUAUAUUUCUAUAAUGUGUAUCUUUUUAUAUAAUUUAACUUAUACUCUAACUACUGUUGAAAGAACAAAAAUAAUAAAGAAAAAUCAAACAUUGAA
Nilaparvata lugens (brown planthopper) is the source of this 4680-nucleotide messenger RNA. RefSeq names its product gastrula zinc finger protein 5-1-like. Gene Ontology annotation, cellular component: nucleus. The record is from RefSeq and is a predicted model, not a curated record. The transcript has 15 exons. NCBI's taxonomy places the organism in Eukaryota, Metazoa, Arthropoda, Insecta, Hemiptera, Delphacidae. Bases 256 to 2646 code for a protein of 796 amino acids. Gene Ontology annotation, molecular function: DNA-binding transcription factor activity, RNA polymerase II-specific; RNA polymerase II cis-regulatory region sequence-specific DNA binding. Gene Ontology annotation, biological process: regulation of transcription by RNA polymerase II.